This is a messenger RNA of Trichomycterus rosablanca, 1338 nucleotides long. RefSeq names its product zona pellucida sperm-binding protein 3-like. The transcript is spliced from 8 exons. The record is from RefSeq and is a predicted model, not a curated record. NCBI's taxonomy places the organism in Eukaryota, Metazoa, Chordata, Actinopteri, Siluriformes, Trichomycteridae. The coding region runs from base 1 to 1338 and encodes 445 amino acids.
AUGAGUGUGGCUCAGCAUGUUAUAGUGGGGGCUGCAGCCAUGGGUUUUAUUCAAAGUGUUUUUAGGCUUUUGAUGUUUGUUGUAGUUGUUUGUUUAAAUGUGGUGCAAGCACAAUCGCAGUACUGGCCACCAGCACUACUGCAAGAUCAUCAGUAUUGGCAGCCUAUUCACCAGUCCAACUUAUUCCGUCCACGGGCACCACAAUCAGACCAGUUGGUUCCAACAGAGGUGCCACUUCCAGUAACAGAAAGUAUAGACACUACAAGUGUCCCAGAUAAUGUUGAUUCCAAUCCGGUGGUGCAGGAGAUUGAGGAGUUGUCCUUGGAGUUUCCUGAUGUGCAAGGAAAGCCUGAACAAAAGCCAGAGCAGUUUGGGUUGAGGCGGCCCACUCCAACCAACAGUUUGGCAGUAAAGUGUGGGGAGAAGGCAGUUAUAGUAGAAGUGAAGCUAGAUUUCUUUGGCACUGGUCAACGUGUUGAUUCCUCAUCUAUUACUCUGGGCGGCUGUGUGGCUGAAGAGGUGGAUUCCUUUGCUGGUGUGCUGGUCUUUCAGUCUGCACUGGAGGGCUGCAACAGUCUGACAAUGGUGACUGAUGAGGCACUGGUAUAUGUUUUCAGCAUCAUCUACAAACCCAAAAUUUCAGCUGGGAGGCCUAUUGUUCGGUCACGUGGUGCUGCUGUUAAUAUUGAGUGCCACUAUUUGAGGAAACACAAUGUAAGCAGCAAUAGCCUGAAGCCAACUUGGAUGCCUUACACAGCUACUGCGGUUGCAGAGGAUUUCCUGGUCUUCUCCCUGCAACUCAUGACUGAUGACUGGACGUCUGAGAGAGCCUCGGAUGUGUAUUUUCUGGGAGAGUUUAUGAAUAUUGAAGCAUCUGUGCUGCAAGUCAGCCACAUGGCCCUUCGUUUGUUUGUGGACACCUGUGUGGCAGCUGGAAGUCCAGAUGAAAAUGAAGAUCCCAGAUAUACCUUCAUUGAAAACCAUGGGUGCUUUACUGAUGGAAAGAUCUCAAACUCCAGCUUUCUGCCUCGAUCAAGAUCGUCUAGGCUGCAAUUUCAGUUGGAAGCAUUCCAGUUCCAGGAGGAAACUAGUCCAGUAUGUUUUAUCUACAUCAAGUGUUUCCUCAAGGCAACUGCAGCCUCAUCACCUACAGAUGAAGAACAUAAAGCUUGUUCCUUUAUGUCAAAUGGGUGGGUUUCUACAGAUGGAACUGAUCAGGUGUGCAACUGCUGCAAUGAAUCUUGUGGAUAUAGGAAAAGAAGAGCUCUGGCAACAGAUAAAGGUCUUCAAUGGGAGGGAAAAGCCACUAUUGGACCACUUUUUGUCAAGGAACUAUAG